This is a messenger RNA of Anopheles arabiensis, 1441 nucleotides long. RefSeq names its product ribonuclease H2 subunit A. Gene Ontology annotation, biological process: DNA replication, removal of RNA primer; mismatch repair. Gene Ontology annotation, cellular component: ribonuclease H2 complex. Lineage: Eukaryota; Metazoa; Arthropoda; Insecta; Diptera; Culicidae. The record is from RefSeq and is a predicted model, not a curated record. The transcript has 3 exons. Bases 421 to 1413 code for a protein of 330 amino acids. Gene Ontology annotation, molecular function: RNA-DNA hybrid ribonuclease activity; RNA binding.
GCCGCAAAGGGAAUGGGGAGAGGAGCGGUUGUGAGUUCACUCGCGUAUGUGUGUGAGCGCUUUUGCUUGGUUGAGUUACUACAGCGCAGUACACAUGCGCAAACAGGAACGCACACGCGGUCGGUCGGGUACAUUCGUCUUGCCGAAGGAAGUUAGCAUGGUGGGCGUAGAACGUAAACCAUCGUACGCAUGCAGUGCAAACGCAACAGUUGUCCAGUGGGGUUGGGAGUGAGUUCCACCACCGAACAAGGUUGACGUUGUCGCUCUAUGUCUAUUUAAACGGUCAGAAAAAUUGCCCCAAACAUUCGUUCGUUUAUAGUGUUGGCAACACUGCCGUACAAUUGUUCACGAGUUUUGCGCGGCAAAUCAUUAGUUUUCAUUUGUUGUUCUGGACACAAUCCUACUUGCAAGCCAAAAAAAAUGGGCAAAAAAGUGAAGCAAGAGCCUGAAAGUCAUUCGGAUGUGAAGCAGUCGAGAAUAGAGAACCUAGAAACAUUGGGACCGUACAUUUUGGAACAGGAUAACGCUAAAAACUUCGUAUACGUUUCCGACAUCCCACAGCUGUGCAAGGAUGAACCGUGUAUGCUUGGUGUCGAUGAAGCCGGCCGUGGACCAGUGCUCGGCCCUAUGGUGUACGGAAUCGCUUUCUGUCCGCUAUCGAAAAAAGAUAUUCUUAAACAGCUUGGAUUUUCCGAUUCAAAGCAACUGACGGAGGAAAAACGUGAUCAAAUAUUCGAUGAAAUGAACCGCAAGGAUUUUGCGAAGACAGCCCUCGGAUGGGCCGUCGAGGCCAUAUCGCCCAAUGUGAUCUCGAUGUGCAUGCUUAGAAGAACGAAGCAUUCGCUCAACGAAGUGUCAAUGGACUCUGCUAUCGGGUUGAUCAACUCGGCAAUUGACGCGGGCGUUAACAUUGCGGAGGUAUACGUGGAUACGGUAGGACCGCCGGAAAAGUAUCAAGCCAAGCUGAAAGCCAUCUUUCCUAAGUUCAAAAUCACCGUAGCCAAGAAAGCCGACAGCACGUACCCAAUCGUAUCGGCGGCAAGUAUUGCAGCGAAGGUGACGCGCGAUCACGCUCUGAAGGUGUGGAAAUUUCGUGAACGACCGAACGAAGAAGUGACCUCUUUCGGAAGCGGGUAUCCGGGCGACCCGACUACGAAAAAGUUUUUGGGCGAAAUUGAUCUGGUGUUUGGAUUUCCACGAUUGGUACGGUUUAGCUGGUCCACUGCGGGGAAUGCGCUGGAGAAGAAGGCAUAUGAUAUGGAAUUCGAGGAUGAGACAGACGCCAAGGAUGCCGAGAAAGCGUCGUAUGGCAGUGAGAAGCUGUCCAAGUAUUUUGCAACAUCGAAAAACGAAAACAGAAAGCGACACGAAUACUUUCGGGAACGUUGUUUGGAGCAUGUAGCGGAUAUUUAGAAAGAAUAAAGUUGGUCGUAUAACAUAA